AUGUGGGCGGCAAUGACACGAUCACUUGAAAUGUUUGUCGCCCUGUUCGAAUAUUAUUCCACGGCAGUAGUACCGCCGAACACGGCAUUAAAUGAAGAGCAAGCACCAAAUUCAACAACUAAUGUGAAUGAUCAUGUUAAUCAUAUCAGCAAUCUUUGUGUGAAGACAUUUGAAUCCAGCAAUCUUAGUGUGAAGGUACCUGAACGUAGCAACUCUAAUGUGAAGGCACUUGAACCCAACAAUUUUAGUUUGAAGGCACCUGAACGUAGCAACUCUAAUGAGAAGGCACUUGAACUCAGGAAUCUUAUCGUUAAGUCACCUGAACGUAGCAACUCUAAUGUGAAGGUACUUGAACCCAGCAAUCUUUGUGUAAAGGCAUUUGAAUCCAGCAAUCUUAGUGUGAAGAUACCUGAACGUAACAACUCUAAUGUGAAGGCACCUGAACGUAGCAACUCUAAUGAGAAGGCACUUGAACCCAGGAAUCUUAUCGUGAAGGCACCUGAACGUAGCAACUCUAAUGUGAAGGCACUUGAACUCAGCAAUCUUAGUGUGAAAGCACCUGAACCUCAAUGCUCAAUUGUGAAGGCAGCUGAAACUUUGAUUCUGAGAGCACCAAACCCUUGA
Molecule: messenger RNA, 624 nt
Organism: Chironomus riparius
Lineage: Eukaryota; Metazoa; Arthropoda; Insecta; Diptera; Chironomidae
Source: the annotation of a GenBank genome assembly